Pistacia vera is the source of this 552-nucleotide messenger RNA. RefSeq lists its product as uncharacterized. The record is from RefSeq and is a predicted model, not a curated record. NCBI's taxonomy places the organism in Eukaryota, Viridiplantae, Streptophyta, Magnoliopsida, Sapindales, Anacardiaceae. The transcript is spliced from 2 exons. Bases 1 to 552 code for a protein of 183 amino acids.
AUGUUGACAAAAGUGCCACAUACUAUUCUUGGAGAAAACAAUUACACAAGCUGGGCAGCAUGCAUGAAAAACUACUUGACAGGGAAAGGUUUAUGGCAGAUUGUUGAUGGCAGUGAACCUAAACCAAACAAAACUGAUGAUCAGUAUACUCUCAAGACAUGGGAAAAACAUAAUGCAAAGGCUUUACAUGCCAUUCAAGUUUCUUGUAGUUCAAUAAUGUUCUCCUACAUCAGCAUGGAGAAAACUGCAAAAGCCGCUUGGGAUCGUUUGGCCUCUAUUCAUCGUUGGCACGAUCACAUAGUAGCCUUCCAAGCUGAACUCACACUGGACAAACAAGGUAUUUCUGCAAGCGCGGGGACUUUCGAAGAUAACAACAUUCCCUAUAUGGUUUUAUACCAUGCUGCUGUCAAUGGUGAGCAGGGAAGUAUCGAAAAGUUUUUUGGAAGGUACCCAGAGAGAGUGAGUGCUCGAAUAGCAACAGACGGCGGGACGGCUCUCCAUACUGCUGCUUUCCACAGGCACGACAAUCUUGUCAACUGCUCGUACCAUUGA